Molecule: messenger RNA, 1953 nt
Organism: Gongylonema pulchrum
Lineage: Eukaryota; Metazoa; Nematoda; Chromadorea; Rhabditida; Gongylonematidae
Source: the annotation of a GenBank genome assembly
CUCAAUGAAUCGAAUCAACGAAAUGGAAGUGACAAAAACACCAACACCUUCCAUCCUGAAACUGAUGGAAUCAUCCGACGAGAUACUGCAGGACACGCCGGACAAGAUAGAGCAUAUUGCUGCUACUGCUGCUGCUGCUGCUCGGCAAAUACAACAACAAAUAAAACGUACACGUUCAGGCUCACAGCCUGGCGUUACCCCGCUCUCGUCACAUGACCAAAAUGCCGUUGAAAACAAACAGGACACGCCGGACAAGAUAGAGCAUAUUGCUGCUACUGCUGCUGCUGCUCGGCAAAUACAACAACAAAUAAAACGUACACGUUCAGGCUCACAGCCUGGCGUUACCCCGCUCUCGUCGCAUGACCAAAAUGCCGUCGAAAACAAACAGGAAUCGGGUCUUUCAACAAUUCUUUCACGUUCAUCCUCAAGCGUAUCGCUUUCUCCAUGUUCCGAUCGUCCACGCAAACACUGCAGUAGAAGUAAAUUUCGCGUGGAGACGUGUACUCGUAUACAAAAGCGUUUGAAACUCUUCACAGCAAUGCCACCAUCACUUCAGCGUCUUCAGACGAUGCUUCAAUGUGCCUUGGCGGUGUACAAAUCGAAUUUGGUGAUCGAACGUUUCAAUAAAAUGCCUGAACAUUGCCAAAAUUAUGGUUUGGCACGUGAAUUGUUGGCACGGGCAUAUCUGGAGAAGCUUGAUUAUUCGAAAACAGCCGAAAUUUUGGAAGCUGUUCACAACGAAUUUCCACAUCGCGUUUCGGGAAUGGAGAUUUUUUCAACAGCACUAUGGCAUGCGCAGGAUUCUCGACGCUUAUCGAUGCUUGCCAGUCACAUGACCGAAGAGUGCCGUAUGAGUCCCGAAUCGUGGUGUGUGGCUGGCAAUUGUUUCAGUGCCCAAAAACAGCACGAAAUGGCAAUAACGUGUUUCGAGCGUGCACUUGCACUCGAACAUCAUUACCCGUACGGUUAUACAUUGCUUGGACAUGAACUACUGGAUAUGGAUCAGCGAGCGCUGACACUCUCACCAACGGAUUAUCGAGCAUGGUUUGGCUUGGGCCUGUUGCAUUUCAAGAAGGAGCAAGUGAAUCUGGCACGUGUGCAUCUGAGUCGAGCUGUUGCACUGAAUCCCUAUAAUUCAGUGCUGCUUUGUCAACUCUCUGUGGUCGAGCAGGCUUUGCAUAAUAACGCUGUGAUUUUUUCAACAGCACUAUGGCAUGCGCAAGAUUCUCGACGCUUAUCGAUGCUUGCCAGUCACAUGACGGAAGAGUGCCGCAUGAGUCCCGAAUCGUGGUGUGUGGCUGGCAAUUGUUUCAGCGCCCAAAAACAGCACGAAAUGGCAAUAACGUGUUUUGAACGUGCACUUGCACUCGAACAUCAUUACCCAUACGGUUAUACAUUGCUUGGACAUGAACUACUGGAUAUGGAUCAGCGAGCCCUGACACUCUCACCAACGGAUUAUCGAGCAUGGUUUGGCUUGGGCCUGUUGCAUUUCAAGAAGGAGCAAGUGAAUCUGGCACGUGUGCAUCUGAGUCGAGCUGUUGCACUGAAUCCCUACAAUUCAGUGCUGCUUUGUCAACUCUCUGUCGUCGAGCAAGCUUUGCAUAAUAACGCUGUGGCAAUGGAUUUGUUGCAACGGGCUCUGAAAAUUUCGCCUGAUAAUACCGCUUGCCGAUUCUACCGUGCUCGUCUUCUCUAUGAACUUCAUGAUUAUGUUCAGUGCCGCGAUGAACUGAAUGACCUUAAGCGUAGUGCUCAUGACGAAGCACAGGUAUUUUUCCUUCUCGGUCGUGUGCACAGAAGGCUUGGUGAUACACAUCUGGCACUGCUGAACUUCAGCUGGGCCGCCGAGAUGGAUCCACGAGGUGAGCAGAGCCAAAGUAGUCUUUCAGAUGCGCCAUAUGAUGACGAUGCAACAACGGCAACGGUAGUGGAUGUAGUUUCGGCUGAAUAAAC